Brassica napus (rape) is the source of this 1149-nucleotide messenger RNA. RefSeq names its product probable RNA-binding protein 18. Gene Ontology annotation, molecular function: RNA binding. The coding region runs from base 458 to 928 and encodes 156 amino acids. The transcript is spliced from 4 exons. The record is from RefSeq and is a predicted model, not a curated record. Lineage: Eukaryota; Viridiplantae; Streptophyta; Magnoliopsida; Brassicales; Brassicaceae.
GAUUAUCUAAACAGUUUUGAUCUAUAGUUUACAAAGAUUUAAACUUUCUGGGGUUGUCCUUCUACUCUCUCUAGUGUGUUCAGCUUUGUAUUGUAUUGAUUACUUUGCAAUUAGGGUUCUGUCUCUAAUAGUUACUCUAGUUCAUCGCUCUUAGAACGGACAAUGAAUCUGAGUACACAGAUCUUGCUCCUUUGACCUAAAGGUUUCUCCUUUUUUGGUGCUUACUUCAAUUCUCAUGUAGAAGCCUCUGUUUUCGGACAAUGUAGAGAGUUGUAACUGGGUUUUGUUAGAUUAUGUUUAACCUUUUCUUUUGAUGACCAAUAGUUCGUUUUGUUCUCAUGUGUGUUCACUAUUGGAAUCUUGAAAGGGAACUUGUUUUACAUAAACAAGUCUUGUUGCUUAUUUUCAGGUGGAUGCAUAAUACAUAUUCUUAAUAUCUUGAGCUGCCUGCAAUUAAAUGGACACCAUUGGGUUUGUAGAUGAAAAGAGCGAGAGCAGAUUAUAUGUUGGAAACUUGGAUCUUAGAAUAAACGAGGCUGCGUUGAUAAAGAUGUUUUCUCCAUAUGGGAAGAUCAUAUCAGAAGACUUCCUCUGGCACACACGCGGUCCAAAGAAAGGAGAGCCACGCGGCUAUGCUUUCAUUCAAUACAGCUCUAAAGAGGAAGCUGAAUUGGCUAAGGAGAAGAUGCAUGGGAGAUUAGCUUGUGGUAGGCCCUUGGUGGUUCGUUUAGCUAGUGACAAGCUUCUAGAGGAUUCCUCUCAUGAUCGUCCUAAAAGAUUAUUACCAGAAGCAAACAGAACGAGGUCUGCAAGUGGAAGCAGCUCAGGACAAAUGAGCCGAGAUGAAAAAGUAGCUGCCAUUAAGAACAAACUCAAAGCGUUGGAGGAAGAUGAGAAACAACGAGAUCCCAAGAAACUGAAGAGAUAAAGAUCCCUUUGAAACACAAAACAAACUUGAUGUAAAAGAGAGUUGAAAUGUUUUUUUUUUCGAAGUUAAACCAAAUUAAAUUUGGAGGAAUGGUAUCCUGUUUUAGUAGUGCCAACUAGUGUUCUGCCCCGUACGUACGGGUAAAUUUUUUUUUAAAUUUGAUAUCAAAAUCAAGAUGUAUUAACACAACAUUUAUUAUUGGGCCCGGCUAUCUUACACAA